Oncorhynchus masou masou (cherry salmon) is the source of this 892-nucleotide messenger RNA. RefSeq names its product cordon-bleu WH2 repeat protein-like 1a (gene cobll1a). Lineage: Eukaryota; Metazoa; Chordata; Actinopteri; Salmoniformes; Salmonidae. Bases 186 to 887 code for a protein of 233 amino acids. The transcript has 5 exons. The record is from RefSeq and is a predicted model, not a curated record. Gene Ontology annotation, molecular function: actin monomer binding.
UGUCUGCUAAACAAGGAUUACAGAGCAAGGGAUCUCUCCCUCUCUCUAAUUCUCUCCCUCUGAUGGUGGUGAAAUGACAGUCAUGUUGAUGGAAGAUAUCUCAUUUCUGGACACAGAGAGGAGAUUCACCUGAGAUUCAGUCAAGUCUCAGACUUUGGUCGCGUCUAGACCCCUGGGGAAGAUCCAUGGAGGAGGAGGAGAACCCUUUGGAGAGGGAGCAUACUCUAGCAGUGGUUCUACCAGGAGGCCUGGAGAAAAUGGCCACGGUACAUGGGAGUAAACCUGUGAUGGACUUACUGGUCACACUCUGUGCCCAGUACCACCUGAAUCCAUCUGACUUCACCAUGGAAAUCCAGUCGGCCAAUAGAAACGACAUCUCCUUCAAACCCAGCACUCUGAUUGGAGCCAUGGAGCCUCACAGGAUCCUACUGAAACCUAAAGGGGGAGAGGAGAAGAUAAAGAGGCCGUACAUGCCAGAGUUCACCGUACGUCUGCUGAUCAACUACAAGAAGAACCAUAAGGCCGUUGUGCGGGUCAACCCUAGAGUCCCUCUGGAGCAGCUCCUGGCUGCCGUGUGUGAGAAGUGUGAGUUUGCCCUGGAGUCCACCAUUUUACUGAGCGCCAACGACUCUGAAGGACCUUUAAACCUGAGCAGGUCCCUCGAUGACUAUGGACUAAGGGAACUAUACGCCAAGGACAUAGCAGAAGCACCUGUAGAAACACCCCCCCUACCAAGUAAAGAGCAGAAACAGAAGGAGAAAGAGAACAGGGGAUUGUUCGGCUUAUUCAGGAGAAUUAAGAAGAAACCAGAAAAGGUACUUUGUUUUACUCUUCCACAGCUUAGCUUUACCAUCGUACGUAAGCGUUGUGUAAGAAGUAGAUUUUAGACUUU